Molecule: messenger RNA, 709 nt
Organism: Larimichthys crocea (large yellow croaker)
Lineage: Eukaryota; Metazoa; Chordata; Actinopteri; Sciaenidae
Gene: creg1
Product: cellular repressor of E1A-stimulated genes 1
Exons: 4
Coding region: 1-462 (153 amino acids)
Source: RefSeq, a predicted model, not a curated record
AUGGCCACCAUCUCCACCACAAGCGGCGGUGGGGGCAGCCGUAACUCAAACGCUUCUCGGUCAGCGACGGGCGGACGGAUCCGGCUCCGGGGUGCCCUACAUUACCUGACCCGCAUGGAGAUCUCCGUGCAGGACCUGCAGGUGAACCCUCAGGCGUCUCUGUCCAUGUCUCUGGCUCAGACGGACUACUGCAGACAGCAGGGCUUCGACCCUCAGAGUCCUCUCUGCGCUCACAUCAUCCUGUCCGGAUCUGUGGUGCAGGUGAACGGGACGGAGGCGGAGUUUGCUAAGAAAGCUCUGUUCAGCCGACAUCCGGAGAUGAUCGACUGGCCGUCUGACCACAACUGGUUCUUCGCCAAGUUCAACAUCACACAGGUGUGGGUGCUGGAUUAUUUUGGCGGCGUGAAGACCGUCACUCCAGAUGAAUACUUCCAGGCAGCGCCGCACAGGAAGCUCGGCUGACUGCCAGGCUGCUGGCUCUUGUAGUUCUCUUGGCUCUGUUUGUAGUUCUUUAUAGUCCUUUGAAAGCCACAAAGUGAAACAUGAGACUUUUUUCUUUCCUUGCAGUGAGCCUCAGGUGUGUGUGUGUGUGUGUGUGUGUGUGUGUGUGUGUGUAUGUGUGUAUGUGUGAUUGUAAAUGCAGGUGUGUCGCUCUGUCAUGAACAUGUUUGACCAGCUGAGGGAGCCGCUGAGCUUCAAGUCAAACAAA